Solea senegalensis (Senegalese sole) is the source of this 1437-nucleotide messenger RNA. RefSeq names its product macrophage mannose receptor 1-like. The record is from RefSeq and is a predicted model, not a curated record. Bases 222 to 1232 code for a protein of 336 amino acids. Lineage: Eukaryota; Metazoa; Chordata; Actinopteri; Pleuronectiformes; Soleidae. The transcript is spliced from 7 exons.
AAAAAUAGGAGUCUCUUUUUUACAUUUAGCAUGCAUUUAAACAAAAACAACCUAUAUGCUUUGAAUAUGUAAACUGUCCAGGGCUUUAUAACAGCCCAUUUAGAGCCAGCUCCAUUGGAGUUCAGAUUUCAACAUUUUAAAAUCAUUCAACAGCUGGAUUUCAAACGUUGAGAACGGCACCUUUACCACAAUAAUCCAUCCACCUGCCAGUCAAAUCAGAGAUGGGUUGUUAUGUGACAUGGACCCUGCUCCUUUUUGGAUGGAGCCUCAGCUCCUGCUCUCAGUUUCACCCACGUCAGUACUUCUACAUAAACAAGCCCAUGACCUGGUACCAGGCUCAGAACUACUGCAGACAGCAUUACACAGACCUGGCAACUUUUGAAAGCCAUGAUGAUAUAAGCAUGCUAGAACCUACGUUUUCCUAUUCUUCGGCAUGGAUCGGACUGUUUGAUGACCCCAAAUCCUGGAAGGAAAAACUUGGAAAUGACCACAACUCCUGGAGAUGGUCAGAGACUGGUCAAACAGGCAAAACUACUUUUCAGGCUUGGGCUAGCAGAGAGCCCAGUUUUUGGAACGCACAAGAAGCCUGUGUAAUCAUGAAUACUAAUGGAAAUUGGGUAGACACUAACUGCACUAAAACUUUGACUUUUGUUUGUUACACAGUCACACACCAAGGAGAGAAAGUCUAUCAUCUAAUCCCGACUAGGAAAUCAUGGAAUUCUGCUCAGCAAUACUGCAGAGAAAACUACAUAGACCUUGCUAUGAUUGACAAUGCUAAUGAAAACGCGAAGGUCUUAUCAAAAAUUGGUGGUCAGACAUCUUGGAUCGGUCUGUACCGAGUGCCAUGGACAUGGUCUGACAGGUCUCCCAGUUCCUUCAAGAACUGGAAUGACAGUGAACCAACUAACUCCACCUCCAAAAAACACUGUGUGGCCGAACUGUGGCAUCAUAAGUGGCAGUCCAUACGCUGUCCCAGUCUGUUGCCUUUCAUUUGUCAGCAAGUCAUGACACUGAAGACCACGGUGGGGAUGCAGAUUAUGACUGAUGCUAAUCUUACAGAUCCAGCUGUUAUUGAACAGUUUCUCCAGCAGAUCCAUGUAAGGCUAACAAACCAGGGAUGGACAGACUUCAAGCUUCAGUGGAGGAAUCUGCCCUCAAACCAAACCAAAAAAAACAAAAAAAAGAGUGGACGAUCUUUAUUCGAUCUCCAAAGCAGUCGGGAACAUAUUUAACCUCUUCCCAAUGAUUUUGCUGUGUUGUUUAUUGAGUUGUUAAGCUAAUAGAAGAUGAUAACAGAGAAAAAUGUUGUUAGUAUGACAACAUUAUUCUUGUUAUGGUGUUAUGUUUCUUGAGUAUCUUCAGUCACUUGUGUCCUCAGACUUAAUAAAGCAAAUGUAUCAUCUCCAACAUAAUGGCAUUUAAUUGCUGAAUAACUGC